This is a messenger RNA of Trichoderma harzianum CBS 226.95, 2116 nucleotides long. RefSeq lists its product as hypothetical. The transcript is spliced from 2 exons. The record is from RefSeq and is a predicted model, not a curated record. Lineage: Eukaryota; Fungi; Ascomycota; Sordariomycetes; Hypocreales; Hypocreaceae. Gene Ontology annotation, biological process: proteolysis. Bases 371 to 1840 code for a protein of 489 amino acids. Gene Ontology annotation, molecular function: aspartic-type endopeptidase activity.
GACAAUUUAUAACAAUGGCCCGGGACCCUGCGAGACAUGGCGAGCCUGGUUUGAUCUGAUUUUCUACUCUGUUGAUUAUAUUCGAGUGUCCUUUUUUCUUGUCUUGACCGUCUAUACCCUGGAGUUUUGUGCGAGACAUCCUAUUGGCAUCACACGUGUGUGUUUUUGUUGCGUACCUGAUCGACAUACUAUUACCAGAGCCUCACGGCAUCAGCUUUUCACAACCUCUUCUACGGAGACGCGCAGACGACCCAUCCCUGACUCAGAAAACCCUACGAGGUCGUCGACACUGUAGUAUUGCUACAAAGUAGAUAUCUCUACCUAUCAGUAUAUUCUUAUCCAUUGUAUAUUAUCCAGUAGCCUUGUCGCCAUGAAGGCCUCACCCCUGGCCGUUGCAGGCGUCGUCCUCGCAUCAACAGCCCACGCCCAAGUCGUCCAGUUCGACAUUGAGAAACGUCACGACGCACCGAGUCUUUGCAAACGAGACGCGACCAUCGACGGCACUCUGUCCAACCAAAAGGUUCAGGGAGGAUACUUUAUCAACGUCGAGGUCGGAACCCCGGGCCAGAACAUCACGCUGCAGCUCGACACAGGUAGUAGUGAUGUCUGGGUCCCUGCUUCGACAGCUGCCAUCUGCACGCAAACUUCACAAAGAAACCCCGGCUGCACUUUUGGAAGCUUCAACUCCGAUGAUUCCAGCACCUUUCAGGUUGUUGGAGAAAACCUCUUCGACAUCACCUAUGUCGAUGGCUCCUCGUCCAAGGGCGACUACAUUGAAGACACCUUCCGCAUCAACGGCAUAAACAUCCAGAAUCUCACCAUGGGCCUUGGUCUGGACACAUCCAUCGCCAACGGCCUGGUGGGAGUGGGAUACAUCAACGAUGAAGCGUCACUCGGCACAACCCGACAGACCUACCCGAACCUUCCCGUUGUCUUGCAGCAGCAGAAGCUCAUCAACACCGUAGCCUUUAGUCUGUGGCUCAACGACCUGGAUGCCAGCACGGGCUCCAUCCUAUUCGGCGGCAUCGACACCGAAAAGUACCACGGCGAUUUGACCAGGAUCAACAUCAUUUCCCCCGACGGCGGCAAAACCUUCACCGAGUUUGCUGUUAACCUGUACCAAGUCCAGGCUUCAAGCCCCAGUGGUACUGACACCCUCAGCACAAGUCAGCAGACUCUGACAGCUGUUUUGGAUUCGGGAACCACCCUGACCUAUCUGCCUCAAGACAUGGCUGAGCAGGCGUGGAACGAAGUUGGAGCUAGUUUCAGCGACGAGCUCGGCAUCGCAGUUGUUCCUUGCUCUGUCGGCAACAUCAACGGCCACUUCGCCUUUACCUUUGCCGGAGCCGAUGGUCCUACAAUCAAUGUCACCUUGUCUGAGCUCGUCCUCGACCUCUUCAGCGGCGGCCCCCCUCCCCAGUUCUCGUCUGGCCCCAACAAGGGCCAGUCCAUCUGCGAGUUUGGCAUCCAGAACACCACCGACGCUCCUUACCUGCUGGGCGACACGUUCCUCCGAUCUGCAUUCGUUACCUACGACCUGGUCAACAACGAGAUUGGAAUUGCCCCUACCAACUUCAACUCUACCCAGACCAACGUUGUUGCUUUCGCCAGCAGCGGCGCUCCUAUUCCAUCCUCCACCAGCGCACCAAACCAGAGCAACACUGGCCAUUCUUCAUCGACACAGUCCGGCAUGUCUGCUGCCAGUGGCUUCCAUGAUGGCGAUGAUGACAACGCUGCUUCCUUGACCGGCGCCUUUUCCGGCCCUGGAAUGAUUGUUGUCGGCUUGACUAUCUGCUACACUCUUCUCGGAAGCGCCGUAUUCGGCGUUGGGUGGCUGUAAAUUUUGCACAUCCGUCCAAAUUCGUCAACCCAUUGCUCGUGGGUGUUUAUGAAAUGUUGAAUUAAAAUGAUAUUGGGGCGCAAUGGUAUAUAACAUGGGAUUCUGUUUCUUUUUUUCUUACUUGUUUUUGCAUACAAAGCAAGCAUUCAUUGGAGUUGAGGCUGGCUUCCGAGACAUUCGCUACAAAAGAAGCGUUCAGAUACCUAAGUACAUAAGUACAUACACAUAGACAUGUAACUUGAAAGAUUACACAUAGUCAAAAUCAUCAUUAUCUGC